AUGUUGGAUUCUAAACCUUGUGAUACUCCAGUUGUUAAGGGUGCAAGGUUGUCUAUUCAUAAUGGAGUUAAGUUAGCUAAUGCAGCUGAAUAUAGAGCAAUUAUAGGUGCCUUGCAAUAUUUGACAAUUACUAGGUCUGACAUCUGCUUUGGUGUUAAUUAUGUUUCUCAGUUUAUGUAUUCACCAACAGAUUUACAUUUUCAGCUUGCAUUUAUAGGUUCAGAUUGGGAUGGUUGUCCAGACACUAGGAGGUCAACAUCAGGAUUACUUACACAAUUGGUAGAUGUUACUUAUAAUGCUUCAUCAUCUUCUUCAGUUCAAAUUACUUCGGAGGAAGAAUCUAAAACAACUUCUUCAGCACAAACAACUUCAGAAGAAGACUAG
Papaver somniferum (opium poppy) is the source of this 384-nucleotide messenger RNA. RefSeq lists its product as uncharacterized. Bases 1 to 384 code for a protein of 127 amino acids. The transcript has 3 exons. Lineage: Eukaryota; Viridiplantae; Streptophyta; Magnoliopsida; Ranunculales; Papaveraceae. The record is from RefSeq and is a predicted model, not a curated record.